AUGCGUUUCCAGACCAACUUUGCCCUCACCGCCCUUGCCGGCCUGACCGCCGCCUCGGCCGCUGCCGACACCUUGGACAAGAUCUUCAAGGCGGACGUUUGCGAGCUGAUCAAGCCCGAGAAAGAACUGAACCUCAAGACGCCCGAGGAGGAGGUGGCCACAUACAACAAAGAUCUCGAGAUGUGA
Messenger RNA from Pyricularia grisea, 186 nucleotides. RefSeq lists its product as uncharacterized. Bases 1 to 186 code for a protein of 61 amino acids. The record is from RefSeq and is a predicted model, not a curated record. The transcript has 2 exons. NCBI's taxonomy places the organism in Eukaryota, Fungi, Ascomycota, Sordariomycetes, Magnaporthales, Pyriculariaceae.